AACAACUUUUCUUCGUUUGCCAACAUAACAAGCUGGCUGGGUUUUUUGUUUUUUUGGGACGAAAGCCAAGCCUAACCUGCUUUUCUUCAGGGUUAUUUCGGCAACAAAUGGGAUCUGAUAACAGAGGAGUGGUCAGUACCAACAUCACAUGCAAGUGAACUCCUGCUCUUUCACUUCUACAACACAGAGGCUUCAUCCUGCAGGCUUUCACACUGUGGCGUCUACAGAAGUGUAUUGGAGAAGGGGAAAAUAACUCCUUACCAAUGUUGGACCCAAGAAGGAGCGAGUUUCUACCAAUAGGGGCCAACUUAAACCAGAAUCAAGGCUUCCUUGUCGCUGAUCCCAGGCCGCCAGACUACGCCCACGCCAUGCACAGAAAGACUGUGAAGGAACUGCUCGUGAUGAGGCGCUUAAAGCAGAACUGCCUGCAGGACGACGAGAACUUCAAAUUUAAAACUACAAAGUCUGAGGAGUUUGCCUUCGUGAGUCCUCAGCUGUUUGGACCUCCAGGACAGCCCAAAGCUAGUUAUGAGUAUGCUGAAAAUGGCAUCACUUCCCCUCCACAAUUGCAACAUCCCACUCCUGAUGCUGGAGGGAAACUCACCUUAUUUCACUGGCAAAUCCAGCAGCAGGCCCAGAGGGUCGGGGGGGUUUCUCCUGAGCUGCUCAGCAAGCAGGAUGCUGAUGGUGACACAUUCCUCCACAUAGCAGUAGCACAAGGGAGGCGUGCUCUUGCUUAUGUGAUCGCUGCCAAAAUGUCUCAAAGUGGCUCCCUGGACAUUAAAGAACACAACGGGCAGACGGCUCUUCAGAUAGCAGCUGCCACCAACCAGCAGUUCAUAGUGCACGACCUGCUGAUGCACCGGGCCCAGAUCAACACCAGGGACCUGUGGGGCCGCUCUCCUCUGCAUCUGUGUGCUGAGAAAGGACAUUUUCUCAGCCUGCAGAGCAUCUGGAGGACACUAAAGGUGACUGGUCAGCAGGUUGAUGUUGAAAUGUUCAACUACGAUGGUUUAACGCCGUUGCACGCAGCUGUCUUGUCCCACAACGCUGUGGUUAAAGAGCUGAGGACUCUGAGAAAUCUGUGCUCCUAUAUGAAAAAGGAGCUGGCGCAGAGGGCACACAUGUACGUCGAGUGUAUCAACACUCUCCUGCUUACAGGAGCCUCAAGUGGGACGAGGGAUCAAAAGAGUGGAAGGACGUGUCUUCACAUGGCAGCCGAGGAGGCAAACGUGGAGCUGUUCAACAUUUUUCUGGACCAGCCGCAGUCAGUAGUAAAUCUCAAGACAUACAGCGGUAACACGGCCCUGCACAUUGUCAGCUCUUUGCAAAAUCAUAAAAGCCAAGUGCAAGCUGUGAAGCUGCUGAUGAGGAAGGGUGCGGACCCCGGGAGCAGGAACUUUGAAAAUGAACUGCCGUGUCAGCUGGUGCCUGGAGGACCCAUUGGGGAAAAGGUGCGGCAGUUCCUGAAGGGAAAUAUUUACAUGCUUAAGUGAAGCUCAAAAUCACUGUCAGUCAGACAGUCCAAUCUAUUGUUAAAUUAUUUGCCAGAAAAAGGCAGAUGCUGGUUGUUUCAGUGAAACAUGCUUAUUGUUCAUUACCAUGUAAUGCUCAAAGAGACAGUGAGGAUAUGACCUUUCUGUUUUUGUUUUGUUUAAGAUUAAGGAUUGGGAAUAUGCUCUGUAAAUCAACAUCUGUUUUGGGUGAUUUAUUGCUGAGGUUGUGUUUUUUUUAUUUCUCUUUAGUAAAUUCCUUUAAAUCGUUUUAAUCAAAUAGCUCACAGUGAAACUAGACCUUUGUAGAAAGCAGAAGUAUUUUUAGUUUCAAUCUCCAUAAGGAGCAGUGAUGUUUUUGUACUCCUCUCAAAGUGAAGUAUUAGUUUACGGAACGAUUAAAGGUUAGGUAACUGAUCACAAAUGUAUGACAUGCUAGACUAUGGAUGUUUUGUAUAUGUUAUUUCUGUCACAAAAUGUACCUAACAAAAAUCUAAAUGUACAAAAAAAUAAAGAACAUUGAAAUCUG
This is a messenger RNA of Eleginops maclovinus (Patagonian blennie), 2022 nucleotides long. It is a transcript of the gene nfkbiz, whose product is annotated as nuclear factor of kappa light polypeptide gene enhancer in B-cells inhibitor, zeta. NCBI's taxonomy places the organism in Eukaryota, Metazoa, Chordata, Actinopteri, Perciformes, Eleginopidae. Gene Ontology annotation, cellular component: nucleus. The transcript has 11 exons. Bases 264 to 1496 code for a protein of 410 amino acids. Gene Ontology annotation, biological process: regulation of gene expression. Gene Ontology annotation, molecular function: protein binding. The record is from RefSeq and is a predicted model, not a curated record.